Molecule: messenger RNA, 1640 nt
Organism: Trematosphaeria pertusa
Lineage: Eukaryota; Fungi; Ascomycota; Dothideomycetes; Pleosporales; Trematosphaeriaceae
Product: eukaryotic translation initiation factor 3 subunit E
Exons: 3
Coding region: 52-1362 (436 amino acids)
Biological process (GO): translational initiation
Cellular component (GO): eukaryotic translation initiation factor 3 complex; cytoplasm; nucleus
Molecular function (GO): translation initiation factor activity
Source: RefSeq, a predicted model, not a curated record
CCGCCCCUGCCAGAAACCUUCGCGGAAGAGAUCAGAACACAUCUGCCCAGCAUGGCGGACUCACAAGCCGACGGCGUCGACAUCGCCGAACAGUACAACCUCCUCCCGAAGCUCAUGCCGCACCUCGACCGCCACCUCAUCUACCCUCUCCUCAACUUCUCCCCCGACGAAGAGGCCGAGCAGCCACUCGACCAGAAGAAACUCCUCCUCGAGCUCCUCAAGCCGACGAACAUGACCGACUUCGUGGGCCAACUAUACCAAGAGAUCCACAACCUGGACGAGAUGCCGGACGAGUACAAGAAGAAGCGGGACGAGGUGCUCAAGCGAAGAGAUCAGCUGGAGGAAGAGACGAGCAAGAUUUCGGGCCUGCUCGACGACGAGAACGUGGUCACAAAUCUGCGGAGCGACAAGGUGCAGAAUUUGGCGUAUUUGAAGGAGCAGCAUGGCGUAACGGUGGAGAUGGUGAACCAGCUUUACGAGUUUGGCCAGUUUCAGUAUAGCUGUGGCGUCUAUCCGCAUGCUGCUGAGCUGCUCUAUCGGUUCCGCGUUCUGACUACAGACAACGACAAAGAGCGCGAAGCCACCUGGGGCAAGCUCGCCUGCGAAAUCCUCUCGGUAAACUGGGACUCGGCCAUGGAGGAAAUCAACAAGAUCAAAGAGCAAAUCGACACGCGCCUCUUCAACAACCCGCUCGCCCAGCUACAGCAACGCACCUGGCUGAUCCACUGGUCGCUCUUCCCGCUCUUCAACCACGAGCCUGCCCGCGAGAUCCUCACCGAGAUGUUCUUCUCCCCCGCCUACAUAAAUACCAUCCAGACACACUGCCCAUGGAUCCUGCGAUAUCUCGCCGCCGCCGUCAUCACCGGCCGGAAUCGCGGACGCAACUCGAAUCAGUACCAGAAACAGCUGAAGGACUUGGUCAGGAUAGUCAGGCAGGAAGGCUACGAGUACAGUGAUCCGGUUACCGACUUCAUCAAGGCAUUGUACAUCGAUUUUGACUUUGAGGAGGCGCAGAAGAAGCUCGGCGAGACGGAGGAGAUUCUUAAGAAUGACUUCUUCUUGUUAGGUGCUGCGGAGUCCUUUGUGGAUGCUGCACGCCAUCUUAUCUCAGAAAGCUACUGCAAGAUUCACCAGCGGAUUGAUAUCAAGGACCUGUCCACCCGCCUCGGCCUCUCACAAGACGAGGGUGAGAAGUGGAUCGUCAACCUCAUCCGGGACACGCGCGUGGACGCAAAGAUCGACUACCAGGCCGGCACCGUGGUGAUGAACCAUCCACCGCAGUCAGUCUACCAGCAGGUCAUUGAGCGGACGAAGGGCGGCUUCUUCCGGACACAAGUCUUAAGCGCAGCCGUGGCGAAAUGAGCAUUGCAUUCUCCUGCGGCGUUGGUUUGACCGGAUGCGAAGAGGGGGCCGCUUGUGGGGAUGUGGAAGGCCAAUGAGGGAGAUGCACCCUUCUAUGAGACCGAGGCGCGGCACAAACCCAGAGCUUGGAAAAGCUCGCAUAAUGCAUGGUUCACAGGCGUCUUGCGGCUUCUCGUUCAGCAGCAUGAGACGUCUUCGCGAGGGAUAGGUAGCAAGAGCUGGAAGCUGUGUAUUCUAUAGAUGCUGAAUAAGUGGCUUUGAAAUGGAAAUGAAACACC